Hypomesus transpacificus is the source of this 2097-nucleotide messenger RNA. It is a transcript of the gene htra1b, whose product is annotated as HtrA serine peptidase 1b. NCBI's taxonomy places the organism in Eukaryota, Metazoa, Chordata, Actinopteri, Osmeriformes, Osmeridae. The transcript is spliced from 9 exons. Gene Ontology annotation, biological process: proteolysis; programmed cell death; positive regulation of apoptotic process. Gene Ontology annotation, molecular function: protein binding; serine-type endopeptidase activity. The record is from RefSeq and is a predicted model, not a curated record. Gene Ontology annotation, cellular component: extracellular region. The coding region runs from base 159 to 1601 and encodes 480 amino acids.
UAACAUACCGCUACAUAUUCUGCCGUCUGGGUUGAUAGAUGAACUAAGUUGACGUUAAUUUUAUAAGAGGCUGACCAUUAUUUUACGUUUAUUGAUUUUCGUUGUCUAAAGAUAAGUUAGUGUCGUUAAUUUAAAGAAAAAACGAAUUCCCAGCCAUUAUGUUUUGGUCCAUUUUCUGUACAUGCAUUCUUAUAGCACCUUUGGUUUGCGAGGCAAGAAUAUCCAAGCGAUAUGUAAUCGGUUGUCCAGAGAAAUGUGACAAGAGUUUUUGUCCACCGAUCCCCGCUGACUGCCUGGCCGGGGACAUCCUGGACCAGUGCGACUGUUGUCCGGUCUGUGCGUCCGGAGAGGGCGAGGCAUGCGGCGGUACUGGGCGGCUAGGCGACCCGGAAUGUGCUGACGGGAUGGAGUGCGUGGUAACAGACGGAGUUGAGCCUUCAGCAACUGUCCGCAGGCGGGGAAAGAGCGGCGUAUGCACGUGCAAAAGUUCGGAGCCAGUGUGCGGCAGUGACGGGGUGUCCUAUCGUAACAUUUGUGAGCUAAAGAGAGUGAGCAGCCGGGCACUGAAACUACAGCAGCCUCCGGUCAUCUUUAUACAGAGAGGAACCUGUGGUAAAGGUCAGGAGAACCCAGACAGUCUGCGUCACAAGUACAACUUCAUAGCCGACGUGGUGGAGAAGAUUGCGCCUGCUGUGGUUCAUAUUGAACUGUACCGCAAGAUGGUUUUCACCAAGCGGGAGGUGGCUGUGGCGAGUGGUUCUGGGUUUGUGGUGUCGGAGGAUGGCCUGAUUGUGACCAAUGCCCACGUGGUGGCCAAUAAGCAUCGAGUGAAGGUGGAGCUCAAGAGCGGCGCCAGCUACGACGCCAAGAUCAAAGACGUGGAUGAAAAGGCUGACAUCGCUCUGAUCAAGAUCGACCUGCCGAUGAAGCUGCCUGUGCUGCUCCUGGGCCGGUCAGCUGACCUGCGCCCCGGGGAGUUUGUGGUGGCCAUCGGCAGCCCCUUCUCCCUCCAGAACACGGUUACCACGGGGAUCGUCAGCACCACCCAGAGGGGGGGCAAGGAGCUGGGACUCCGCAACUCUGACAUGGACUACAUCCAGACUGAUGCUAUCAUUAAUUACGGCAACUCUGGAGGACCCCUGGUCAACCUGGAUGGUGAGGUGAUAGGCAUUAACACCCUCAAGGUAACAGCAGGCAUCUCCUUUGCCAUCCCCUCAGACAAGAUCCGCCAGUUCAUGGCAGAGUCUCACGACAGACAGGCUAAAGGUACAGCCUCAGGAAAAGCUGCCCCCAAAAAGAAAUACAUUGGAGUCAGAAUGAUGAGCUUAACAUCAGCACUUGCCAAGGAGCUGAAGGAGAGACAGAAGGACUUCCCUGAUGUCACGUCGGGGGCGUAUGUCAUCGAAGUCAUCCCCAAAACCCCGGCCGAGGCGGGUGGUCUGAAGGAGAGUGAUGUCAUCAUUAGCAUCAACAGCCAGCCAGUCUCCUCAGCCAGUGAUGUCAGUGCCGCCAUCAGGAAGGAUGAGUCUCUGAAGAUGGUGGUGCGGCGAGGGAACGAGGACGUCAUCCUCACCAUCGUCCCCGAGGCCAUCGACCCUUGACCUCCUACCAACCACGAGCUGGGUCUCAGUGUUUCUCAGCCAAUCAAGGACUUUCAACAAAAAAAAAUAUUUGCCAGCUGGGUGUGUGUCUGGAGCCACGCCCACUUUAGAAGCUGUAACUAGUUUGUCUCCUACUUCCUGAAAACACACCAUUCUACGGUGGCCUGAGAGGCCCAUAACUUACCUCUGGGAUCUGACAUCCUUCUAGGGAAUGACAUGCCAUAUUUUAGUCCACUGCGCUAUUCUUGUUUAUUAUUUUCUGUUCAACCUUGUCUUAAAGACUCUUCUUCUAUCGUCAGUGAAACUGACACAUCUGUUGUUGUGCUCUGUCCAGUCUCAGAUCAAACCACCUCAGUCUGUUUACAGAGAAAUGGUUGUUGGAGGUAACCGUAGUACAGUUUCAUAGUUGUUAUUUUGUUGAUACUGUGUUUUUUUAUCCUUCAGUUUAUGUUUUUGACGACAAUUUCACAAAAGGAAUAAAGGAUUUGGAAGUGUU